Messenger RNA from Caenorhabditis sp. 36 PRJEB53466, 478 nucleotides. NCBI's taxonomy places the organism in Eukaryota, Metazoa, Nematoda, Chromadorea, Rhabditida, Rhabditidae. The record is from the annotation of a GenBank genome assembly.
AUGCGAAUCCUCGAUUGCAGAGUCUUCAAACCGUACUGGGAUCUUCAACACAGGAUCAUUAGAUCGGGACUGGAUGAAGUGUUCCUGGUGGAGAACAAGUUUCUCUUUCUGAUAUCGCUAAUGCUUUGGGGCAUUGGUAAGAAGCUUCUGGACGUAUAACAUCAGGUAAAUACCGAUGCAGAUUAUCACGAAUGUAAAGAAGGUUUGAUUACAACAUGUGUGGAGCAGAAAUCGAGAAUAAUGGAAGAACUUUACAAUAUGAAAAGUACAGAGAACGCUCGGAAGAGCUCACAGCUCCAUCAGAGUCGGCAGAAUUGUGAUGCUUCCACAGGGAAUGCAGGUAAAAAAGAAUUCAGAAGGAAAGGUAAUCUGAAAAUGUUUUCAGCGAACCGUGAACAUGUUGUACGAAAGCCAUGAAGUGUCACAGUUCUACCAGAUUGAUUUCAUCCAUGAUACGUUUUUUGAGUUAUUAAAAUAA